CUGUGGGCAGCCUGGGACAGUUACAAUAUUUUUAAAAAUUAAUUUUUUUAGGAAGACGUAGGGGGUUCUCUUGGUUUCCAUUUUAAGCUUAUUGUCAGUGAAAAGGUAAGCGUGGUGAGACUGGGAGAGAAAGCAGCAGGGACGGUCUAGCUGAGUGUUUGGCGCACACCAAUGUUCCCCACUGGGCCCACUUAAUGGAGGGUGGUGUUAAGCUUUCAUUUUUUUAAAUUGAAGUCACAGCAUUCCAGGAUGGAGGAAGGAGAGUUUUGAAUGAAAGGAGUUGUCAGGAAAUAGGACAUCAUGGUCCAGCGUUUCCACGUGGGGGCAUUCCAAGAGGCAUUUGUAAAUGUGUCCAGUAAAAAUCAAAUCACCAACAAGCCUCACACACCCGGAUAUCUGCCCCAGCAGCAGGAAGGGCAGAAAACUCCUCUGCUGCGUUUCAGCUUUGCACAAAGAGUUGCAUUCCUUCAGGGAACUGAGGGGGAGACGAAUUCCAGCUAGUGUUUAAAUGUGACCUGUGGUGUCAUAUGGUGUUUGUUGUGUUGGCUGGAGAGGAAGUGACAGGAAGUCUGGAAACAUUGAACGUGCCUCACCAACAUCAGCCCAGCUAUAACUUUAAUGCGUUGUAUUGCUGCGUCAGUCGUCUGAAAAAUGCCUACAUCUUCUUUAAUCAGAAUGGAGGGUUCAGUGGUUAUGACCGUUUCUGCCACACCAUCCUCAUCUGGUGGCUCGUGACUCCUCCUCAAUCACGGCGGAAUCCAUCAAGCCCACGCUCUGCAGGGUUGUCAUCUACCUACAGAAGGAGAUGUCGGGGGACACCUGUCUCACCACCACCCUUUGUCCAGCGGCGGGGCCCAAGCCCAAAAUUUGCAGCUUCAAAGCGGGCAGCCUUGGUAACAAGUACGUGCGACUGAACGUUGGGGGUUCUUUGUAUUACACCACAGUGCAAGUGCUGACCCGGCACGACACAAUGCUUAAGGCCAUGUUCAGCGGCAGAAUGGAGGUGCUCACGGACAAGGAAGGCUGGAUCCUUAUAGACCGUUGUGGGAAGCACUUUGGAACAAUUUUAAACUAUCUCCGAGAUGAUACAAUUGCACUUCCAAAACACAGACAAGAGAUCAAAGAGUUGAUGGCAGAAGCCAAAUAUUAUCUCAUUCAGGGCUUAGUGGACAUGUGCCAGGCAGCCCUGCAGGAUAAGAAAGAGUUGUACGAACCCGUCUGCAGCAUCCCUAUUAUCACCUCACCAAAAGAAGAAGAGAGGCUGAUCGAAUCGUCAAUGAAACCUGUUGUUAAGCUGCUUUAUAACAGAAGCAACAAUAAAUACUCCUACACCAGUAACUCAGAUGACAACUUACUGAAGAACAUAGAACUGUUUGACAAACUCUCUCUCCGAUUCAACGGCAGAGUUCUUUUCAUUAAAGAUGUUAUUGGGGAUGAAAUCUGCUGCUGGUCUUUCUAUGGACAGGGUCGGAAGCUUGCUGAAGUCUGUUGUACCUCUAUCGUGUACGCUACAGAGAAGAAGCAAACCAAGGUUGAAUUCCCUGAGGCACGGAUUUAUGAGGAAACACUAAAUGUCUUACUCUAUGAAACGCCACGAGUCCCUGAUAACUCUCUGCUGGAAGCAACAAGCAGGAGCCGAAGCCAGGCGUCUCACAGUGAGGACGAUGAGGGCUUUGAACUUCGUGACCGAGUGCGCCGCAUCCAUGUGAAGAGAUACAGCACCUACGACGACCGUCAGCUUGGCCACUAGUCAGUCAAGGAGGAAGGGCUUGGUGUCAAGGCUUGUAUUAAUGUUCUUUGGGGGAGAUCAAGAAGUAGAGAGGGAUCAGUUGGACUCUGGAUUCAUCUUCAUUUGGCUUCUUGGCUCCCUAGAGAAGCAAACGGGCAUUCCUGCACCCAAAGUAACACUGGCUUUGAGAACCAAGAUGUCCAUUAUGCACCAUGUGCUUUAAAUACAGAAUGGCCCCCUUUUCAAACCACAUGGAAUUGGGAACACCAGUUCUGACAGUUUGUGGUUGCUGUUUCAUAUCUAAUGACUUGCCAGUCUCCUUACUUCCUGUGAGAAGGACUGCUUUUCCUGAAUGAGGUGGUGUGAUUUGGAAAUCUUUUUUCAGAUACCUAUGCUUUUAGGGUUUUGUAUAAUGGAAUUUCCAGUUUUUAAACCAAGAUACCAAGGAGAGGGUGGAGAGAACUUGACCACAGCUACCCUUAGCAAGCACUACAUCAGGUAACCCCCAGAAGAAAUGGUUAUCUACCCAGUAGUCAAACACACUGUAGGUGCGAUUGCUCCCACCUCUUUCCCCAAGUAUAGAUGUAUAAGUUUGUGUUCUGAAAUAGCUGUCUUUAACACUCAUUAAUCCUCAGACAAUCUCUUUCAAAGAGGCAAGAGUCAGAUCAUGAAAAACCCUCCUCUUGUGAAAAAUGAGAACUGUGAGAAUUUAAAUGUAUGUGUAAUGACUUGUCUUUGGAGCUGGAGAAGCGAGUAUGGUGAAGGAAGAAACUUCUUCCAGUAAGAAAACUUCAGAAAUAGAUUGUGGCAGAGUUGCUGUUAUUUAGGUUUGGGAUAGUGUAAUCCUAUUCACGUAAACAAUGGCAAUCUGGGGAACUAGUUUUAUAUUUGUUUCCUUCCAUGGCCCAAAAGUGCUAUUUGAUGUUAAAUUUCUCAAGCAGGAAGGGAAAAAUGGCAGUGACUGGGGAAAUACAGACCAAACAACAUUUUAUAAUGCUAGAUAAUGUUCACAUACUAAAAGGUGAUUUGAGUUUUGUGUUCUGAAUUCGUUCUAGAGCACAGAAGUUGAAGUGGAAAGAGAAGAACAGUCAUAAAAAUCUUGGGCUAGCAUGAAACUGCAGGAGGCUUUGGAUACAGGAGAGAGGUAGCUUAUACUGAAUUUUAAACUGAAAUAACGGGUUUUAUUUGGAGUGCAUGGCUGGAUGCUAAUUGCACAGGGUGUUUCAGAAGGUUGGCAUUCAGGCUGCUCUGCCUGAAGGAUGGGUCUCUGAAAACAGUUUCAAGCUUAGUCUGAAGAGUUGUUACUGUAUUUCUAAAUGUUUGCUCCUGUGUAUCAGCUGUAGGUUGCAGGUUCCAGCAUUACCACUGUCCUAAAGGGUUAUUACUUGAAGGCUGUUCCUUGGCAGCUGUGGAUAAGCGACAGCAUUGCAGCUUGCUGAGGGGAGUUGCUCCACAGCUGCUUUCAUGUUCCCAUAUUCUCCAUGAAGAUGGAAGCUUCAGGUUCCACGCUGGUCAGUCUUAAACUGCUUUGACCAAGUCUACCUGUAAGCUUUAAAGCAAAUGACUGCAAAUGCCUGUCAAGAAAAUAAUCCCAAAUUAAUACAGUGAAGUCAUUAAUAGAAUUGAGAUGGUUUCGCAGUUUUAGAAGCAGGGGAGGGAGCAAAAAAAAUUAUUUCCAUUUAUUUAGACUUUUGAAAAUUAAUUUGUUGAGGCUUGGUAAGAAAACACUACUAGUUGUGACCUUUCAGGACUUCAUUGCCUUGCCAGGCUCUGUGUGUGGCAGGCAGUCACUAAAUUCUCCUAGUGUUCGGGAAGCAGCAUUGCCACAGUAAAGCACCUGCCUUUUUGUGAAAGGCCUCUUUAAAACCCUAAUAACCUUUUCUUUUCAUAUUGCUUUCUGUAAGUUGUUGUUUUCCAGCUGGUUUUGCUGUUGUGCCAGUGAAAAUACAGCUGCUGAGAUUAGUUUUAACAAAGACUUUUGUGGGGUUUUAUUUUCUUUAAUCUGCUGAAGUGUGAUGUUGAUCUUUAGAAUUUUUUUCCCCUCCACUGAUGCCAUUGAAAUCACACUGUGGUGGGUGCUCUGGGGCUGCCAGCAGAGACCCCAGUAAUAGGGCCUUUGUGCUGUACUUAAUAGCUUCCAUUUAUUCUCUUGUAUUUCUCUUCAUCUUGCAACAAAUAAGAUUGCCAUUUAAAAUUCCUGUGUGGCACUUCUGUUUCUUGGCAAAGGAUUUAUAUUUUUUUUUUCUUGUUACUAUCAUAGUGAGUGUUAACAGAGAACAUGAGUGAUUGCAAAACUGUGUUUAAAAGAACUUACAAGCAGGGAAAUGUCAUAUUUGCAUUUCUUCUCUCGAGGGAAUACAGGUAUGGGAAGGAGUGCGUGGAAGAGAUUGAGUGUCAGAUCUGUGUGCUAGUCCAGAAGCUUUCAUUCCAUGGCUGGAUUCUGUACUCCCAGGGAUUCACUAGGGAAAUGGGAUCAAUUGUGAUUUAUUACGCUAUAAGAAGCAGAGAAAAGCUUGUGUUUUGGUUUAGUCCAUUUUCUUUUCCAUGUCUCCCAUAGCCAACGAAUGGUAUUGAUUUCUGAUUUGAAUUCAGAUUAAAUCAAUCUUGGAAGCAAACUGCUUUGAGAACCAUCUGGGUUGUAAGAAUCUUUUAAGGAGUUCAAAGUAACAUCUUGGUAUUUGUGGAAUAUGGAACAUCAGUUUUUAAAUAUGUACAGGUAUUUCUUUUUAUAUCACCUCAUUCUCAUCCCCAUUCAUUCUCCCUUCGCUACCCCCAAUUAUUACUAAUCACAAAUCAUCUGCUUUUAGGUUACGGUAUGACUAGAACCGGAAAGAUGUUAAACAGUGUUUUGCCACUGCAGACAGAACACUUUGUCAGUCUGUCAGCUUAACUCAGAGUAAUGAUCUAAUGCAUAAACACUAAAGUUUUGUCUAUUCAAAAGGCGUUCCAGAAGCAUGGUCUUGGUACUCUUUGUCCUGAUGAGAUUUUCAGGGAUCCCAGUUAAGUAGCUGUAGUUGAAUUUGACAAGCAGCUCUAGUUCCCUUCACUGGUGGACAGAUAUCAGGAGAUCCUCUGGGAAGUGUGCUGUAAGCACAGUAUGAAAACGAUUGUAGUAUUAGUGAUCACCUCCCUAGGAAGUGUUGCUGUACUUGGGGUUCUAAUAAAAUCUGGAAUGCCUCAAGUUAUUUCUUACCUGAGUUCUUACAGAAUUGGAUAAUUUACAUGAAGUCUCGGUAAGUGUAAAUGUAGACAUGGAUGCAGCCACCUCUUACAUAGUUCAUGGCCUGAAUGUUUUUCAAAUGCAAGUGACAGAACACUAUAAUUUCUCUUAAGAGCCCUGCUUGUCUGGAACUGCUCCAGUGCAGGAUGUUAAUUGAAUGUCCUUCCCACGAAAAUCACAGCAUGUUGAUUUAUACAGUCUGUACUACCAGUUUCUGAUAAUUUCAAACGCUAGUUUUGACAUAGCACAUUUUGUAUUGUUAUCCUAAUCAUCCUUUACUUAAUUAAAGGCUAUAAAUUGUUUUGACAAGAACAUUCUAGAAUUUGUUUUUACAACUCGAUAUAAUGGAAAAAAAGCAGCACAGAAAAGGAUAAUGCCACUUUGAAAUGCAGCAUUCACUUGUUCGUAGUUAGUUCUCCACUUCUGGAGAGAGCAAACAGCUCUGCUUCCUAAGGCUCUUAUCUGCUGGCUUUAAAUAUCACAAAUUAUGAUCCCUGUUAGGACAAUAGAUUUCUAAUUAUAUGCAUUUGUCUGCAAGUUAAGAGACUUGUAAUGGCUUCCUACGUAGACCAUCAGCAAUGGAUGUGUUCUCUGAUGUGCCUGGGAAUUUAUAGUAGCCUUUAGGAGGAAGAAAUGCCUUUUUGCCUCAUUUGUAAUGUAUGAAUUCUAACUACUUCAGCUACCAUUCAUUAGCUGCUGGAGCUCUUUUUGAAACCUUACUGUCCUCUCCACACCUAAAUUUAAGUGAACUUCAACGCAUUCAGAUAUAAUAUUAGCAGACUGAGAGAAUGAAUGGAAAACAUUAACUGAUGUCUACACACAAGUACAGUGUUAAAGGGUUGCGUGUUUCUGUAAUGGGAUCCUAACAUAUUGCAAAACAGCCUCAGUCUUUCUGCAGUGAAGCAGGCACGGUGCCUUGAGCAAGUGUCUGAUGUUAAACGGCUUUUCAGUAUCAGUGUUAAUUAGGCAAUAAUGUCAAAAGAGAGCUCUGCAGGGUAGCAGCCUCCAGCUGCUUGAUAAAUGCCAAGACAAAACUAAAUGUUUAACCUUCACCUUGACAUUUAGGUUUUGGAAUGAGAGACAUUUAUCUUAUUGUAACGUUCCAUUCUGCUGACUUUUUAUCUCUUGCAAUUCUUGGUUAAAAUAUAAAAUACUGACUGAAGCUGGGAGAGUGUUGGAGGAACUGACAAACUGGUGUCACUGCAAAGCUGCCAGUGCCAAUUACGGGUUUCAUUAGGUGUUUUUUCUUGAGGUUUUUUACAACUCACUCCUGGCAAUACUGACAAAAUAGACCUUACCUGAAUGUGUCUGCCCCGGCAGUCCCAGCCUUGCACAGUUCCAUUAUAUCCUCUGACAAACCUUAGCAUUAAAUCUUUACAGCCAAGUUUCACACCAUCCAUUCUGGUUUAUUGAGCAUGAGCCCUGUUUCUGGCUUUGCCACUAACUUGGUGACGUACAGCAAGUCAGUUUUUCUGUAUAUGCGUAAUUUUUCAUCAUUUGUAAUAAAAUGGUGGCAAGAUCCUCCCCUACCUCAGAGGGAUGUUGAAGCUUACUUUGUUUAAUGAUAGUAAAGGACUUUGGGUUUCUGUCAUAUUUUGUAUACAGAGGAUAGUGAAUAUAAUUGCUGAUCUUGUUUAUACUGACAUUCUGAGAUCAAGCAGCUUUCUCAUAGCUUCAGGCUUUGUUUUAUUUUUAUGUCUAACUUUAAAGUUCAACCUUAUGGAUAAUUAAUGUGGUAACCAUAUUAGCUAUUGAUUAAAGUGUUUCCUCUUUUAUUGGUACAUUAAACAGAAAUGGAACACUAAUUUUUAAUAAAGUGUUAUAUUUUGCCUUC
Messenger RNA from Cuculus canorus (common cuckoo), 6783 nucleotides. RefSeq names its product TNF alpha induced protein 1 (gene TNFAIP1). Gene Ontology annotation, molecular function: ubiquitin-protein transferase activity; protein binding. Lineage: Eukaryota; Metazoa; Chordata; Aves; Cuculiformes; Cuculidae. The record is from RefSeq and is a predicted model, not a curated record. Gene Ontology annotation, cellular component: Cul3-RING ubiquitin ligase complex. The coding region runs from base 806 to 1750 and encodes 314 amino acids. Gene Ontology annotation, biological process: protein ubiquitination; proteasome-mediated ubiquitin-dependent protein catabolic process; negative regulation of Rho protein signal transduction. The transcript has 7 exons.